UCCGCUGGCUGGUAAAGAGGGCUCUUGUAUUCCUCCAUCCUGGUAUUUAAACUCUUCAUCCUGGUCUCUCCAAAGUGCCCGGACCCAAAACAGGAAGCUGAGUAUGAACACAAUUGAGGAUGAGUCAGGCACAGUGACUUUGGAAACCGUAAGCUCAGUGACAUUAACUCAGGACACUGAUGGGAGCAUCAUACUUCACUGCCCACAGAAUGAUACUGAAGACUUAGGGGCAGAUGAAAGCUUAGAACCUUCCCACAAGAGACUACGCUUGUCCACAGAAGAUGACCAGCAUCUGCCUUCAUCCACACCACGGAUUUCUGUUGUUACACUUCCCAUUUCAGAGAAUGAUGAGAGUUUUGAGGUGACCAUGACAGCCACCACUGAAAUGACAGAGACUGACAUCAGUGAAGGGGCUGUGGCACAGAUUCAGAUUCUUCAGAAUGAUGGGUCAUUAUCUCCUCAAAAGAACGACGAUAUGUCUCCAGUCAGCCAAGCUUGGUUCACUACAAAAGAAGAUAAGGAUUCCCUUGUGAAUAAAGGUCAUAAAUGGAAGCAGGGGAUGUGGUCCAAAGAAGAGAUAGACAUCCUCAUGAGCAACAUUGAUCAAUAUUUAAAGAAUCGGGGAAUCCAGGACCCCACAGAGAUUAUCUUUGAGAUGUCUAAGGACGAGAGGAAAGACUUCUACAGGAGCAUUGCCUGGGGUCUCAACCGUCCACUCUUUGCUGUUUAUAGACGAGUGCUGCGCAUGUAUGAUAACAGGAACCAUGUUGGAAAGUAUACCCCAGAGGAAAUUGAUAAGCUAAAAGAACUAAGAGAUAAACAUGGUAAUGACUGGGCUACCAUUGGUGCAGCUCUUGGAAGAAGUGCAUCAUCUGUAAAGGACAGAUGUAGGUUGAUGAAAGAUACCUGCAAUACAGGCAAGUGGACAGAAGAAGAGGAGCACAGGUUGGCGGAGGUGGUCCAUGAGCUCACGGGCACAGAGCCAGGUCACACUGUUACCCAGGGGGUCUCCUGGGCCGCUGUGGCAGAGCUGGUGGGUACACGCUCUGAGAAACAGUGUCGCUCCAAGUGGCUGAACUACCUCAACUGGAAGCAGAGUGGUGGCACAGAAUGGACAAAGGAGGAUGACAUGAAUUUAGUAAAACGGAUUACGGAACUGGGGGUGGGUGAUGAAAAUGACAUCAACUGGGACAUCUUGGCAGGGGGCUGGAGCAGUGUUCGCUCCCCUCAGUGGCUGCGCAGUAAAUGGUGGACGAUUAAAAGACAAGUCUCCAACCACAAGGAGCUCCCCUUCCCUGUGCUUCUCAAAGGACUUCAGGAUCUGGUGGAAAACCAGCAGCCAUACAGUAAAUUUGGAGUGGGAUCACGGACAGGCAGUUCCUCCCCUUCUCCAGUCCAGCAGGUUCAGAUCCGAGUGGCUCGCCUGGAGGAGAGCAACACAGUCCCUCCAAACCCCAUGACAGCCCUGCAGAUACCAGUGCAGAUUCCUGUGCAGAUCACUCAUGUCUCUUCUUCAGAUACCUCGGUUGCUGCUAAUGAAACGGAGACAAUAACACUAAACACAGGAACACUACAGACUUUUGAAAUCUUGCCAUCAUUCCACCUACAGCCGACAGGAACUCCUGGGACAUAUUUCAUCCAGACUGGAUCAAACCAAGGCCUCCCUUUAACACUCUCAGCCAGCCCCACAGUUACACUCACUGCAGCAGCAUCACCAUCAUCCCCAGAGCAGAUCAUUGUACAUGCUUUGUCGCCCGACAGUUUGCUUAACCCAAAUGAAAACGUCACCGUGCAGAUGUCCCACCCCAGUGUCAUAAUCAGGGCAGUUUCUUCGGAUGAUAUUGCUUCCCCAGAAUCCAUAACCCAAUCGGAUUUGACUGUUGAACAGUCCGUCUUGGCCAACCCUCAGGAAACUCCUGAAGUGGACUCCUUCAGCUCUCAUAUCUCUCUGGAGAAGCCAGGGAUUGACAAAGAGAUUUCUCAGACAGUGGUUGGAAACCAGGCAGAGCUCAGCUGUUCACACAGGGCGAAAUACUUGGAGAGCAGUUCGGAAGAACAUCAAGAAGGUAUAGCAGAGACUGGGCUCAAGGCAGACGAGGUGCACGAAGACCUGACAGGCACAUACACAGCCCAGACUCUGGGGUCAACAAUGGAAGAGCAAGUGGGUGAAUCAGCUAUUGGGGAAGGAACUGUUCUUAUCGUCCCGUCGCCUAACGGAUUUAUGCAGCCUGCUGAUGACAUCGACAGUGACUCUGUGCUGCCCUUAACAACACUGACAGAUCCAAUACUUGAACAUCAAGAAGAAGGCACAGAUGUCAUUAGCCAUGAUCCAGUGGAUUCAAAAGAUAUGGAUGGAUUAGUUGACUGAAAGUGUCUGAAGUCACUAAGUUUUCUAAUAUGCUUAAGUCUUCUGUAUUAUCUACAUUACGAUUUUUGUAAUAUUUUGACUGACCUAAUUCUGUGAAGGGUACCUGUUGUGGUUAACAUGUAUCUUUAUUAUGUAAAGAUCAUAUUUUGUCAAAAGCACUGCAGAAGUUGGCAUUUCGGUUGAGGAGACAUAGCUUUUAAACACUGCUUCUCAUCCCAGCCAGUCAAUAAAUGCAAUUGUUAAGGUUUAACACAUGAUAUCCUCUUGCAACACAGUUUAACAGGACACAGUAACACAAAAAAGGUUCUGCAACAUGUAGUCUGUCCUUAAAUGUGUAAAUAUCAUAUUUACUAAUUUAAUGAUAAAUAUUAGCUUCCAGGUGAGGAGUUAUCUUCCUAUGUUUCCAGUGAGUAUUUGCAUAAUGAAUAUUAAAUAGAAAAUAGUAAAUAGAAAAUUUUGAUUAGAUACAGUACAAACCCAAUUGAUUAAACCACAGCAAAGUAAAGGGUUUAAAUACAAGACUUGUUUUUGCAGAAGCUUCUCUUGUUUUCUCAAUAAUAAUCUUCAUUGGAGCUGUAUUACUUUGACACAAUUAUUAUAAUUCAUGCAUAAUUAUUUAUGAUCACAUAGAACAUUUUGAAAAUACGUGUGAUCUUCACAAAUGUUUUGUAUGUACAGCAUACGAAAAAUACAAACAUGAUUAACCCUUUCUUUAUCCACUGAAAUGCAAUAUUUUCCCCUUUAUUAGAAUUCUAUCCCUCAAUUCAAACCUUAUCUUUACAGUAAGGAUAGUAUUUGCCUGGCAACAGACUUUUGAUGUAUUUAUUAAUGAAAUCCUGGCAUUCAUAAAGAUAAAUCCUAUGAUUUGCUCUUUGUUUGCAAUAAAUUAUUUCUUUAUUUUGUUUUUAAAAGGUAUAGGUGCAAACGUAAUCUACAGCAGUCUCAAACUCUAUUCCUAGAGACUCUGCAGUUUUCUCUCAGUUACACAGCUGGUCUGAUUAUUUAAAAUCACAAUUUGUAAUCUUUCUUACGAGGCCAGGCUACAAACUUUUUUUUUUACAGGAAACUGUACCUUUAAUGAAGUGAACGUUUUGAGUAGUCAACAGUAAAACACUGUAUGACUAAUAAUUGGGGUAAUUAUUUAAUUGACUACUCAGAUGGGAACAGAAGGUCCCAAGACCUUCCAUGAAUUUCAUUUGAAAUUCAGCACAAUUUUUUUUUGUUAUACUCAUAUUUUUAAUUAAUGGAUUAGCUAGUAGGGAACAUCCAAAUAUAAUGGCUUGUCUGUCAAAAAGGUCACAAAAGUGUAAGUCUUGAAUGGGAGCAUUCCUCUGAUUAGUGUUAUUAUGCUGAUUUUGUUAAAUGGCUUGACAUGAUCUAUUUCAAAACUGUACAUUUGCACUUUUUCUUGAAUUGUAUUUUUCAUCACGCACAUUUAUUGAAAAUCACAUUAUGGACACUCUGUGUAAUGGUCUAUUAUCACAUCUGAUUUUGACACAGUGUUUUUCUGUAUCUUUGCAGAACCACCACAGGUGCCCUUUAAGGGUUACAAGAUUAGUAUUGCUUUUGUUACUUACACUGAAUAGUAGAAAACAAUUAUUCUGUGUAUUGUCUGAAUUGAUCUCAACAACAGGUCCAUGCUAUUGAGCUGGUUUGGUAUGUGCAGGUGUGUCUCAUCCUUGAACAGGUCUGUGCUUCCACUCCAACAAAUCAUUAUUGUUAGUGUUUCAUAAGAUCGUCAUGGUUUAGCAUCUAACAGAUACACUAUUGUAAAAAUUGGAUAAGAAGCACAACACGCCUCAAGACAUUUUUGUUAUUUACUAUUAUUAUUACUAGAUUUUUAUUUCAGGUUAACCUGUGUUUUACCCUUUGCAGGGUUAUUAAGCAUUUUUGUUUUGCUUAGUGAAUAUGAGAUUAGCCAGCCAGACAGAAAAUUCCUGUAAUCGGCAUCACUCUCAUUUCAGCUUUCGAUUGCUACUUUUGAUUCUUUCUGCUUUAAAUAUCUUUCUUAGUCUUUGGGCAGACUUGAAUAGCAGUUAUGAGAGUCAGUUCUAGUUCAGCAACUUUUCAAUGUCUUUUCAUGUUCCUUUUUCCUUUUAAACAUAGAUUUUUGCACAUAUCUUGAUAGUGUGGGUUGUAAAAUACUACUAAGAGUUUUUUGUACUAGAAUGGCACAAUAUUUGUAAAUAAGAUUUUAUUAAUAGACUUGAGUUUUUCCCCAUGUGAAAGAAGCAUUUGAAACAUUUGCAAAACCGAAAAUGUUUAUUUCACUCAUAUCUUUAUUAUCCUGCUCUCCUCUUUUAAUAUGGGGAUCGUUGGCUUCUACAUUGAUCUUCAGUCAGUUUGCAUUACAGCCAUCAAUGCUGUGCCUGAUAUACUCAUGUUGUAAAACAUGGGUAUCUUUAACUUUUGUUUUGUUCUGAGUAGUCAAACAAUUAAUCUAAUUAUUUUCUUAGACAUAUGUAGGAUUUCUUUAAUGGUUAUUUAUUGUUGUUUACCCAGCAUACUCACAAAAGGUAGAGUGACCUAUGAAUCACCAGCCUAGUGAGAAAUGUAUUUUACAGUCAUGCUGUUUAUUAAAUGGUUAUAACAGCUGUGUAUCUGAGAGCUGAAAAAAACAACACAUUAACAUUAAGCUGACCAUGAUUUGACUCUUAGACCCUAGCCAAAAAGAUAUGACCUGUUUGAGACCUGUCAUUGCCCCCAUCAAUAGAAUUCAUUUCGUUUUCUAUUGCUUACAUGGUAGGACAUAUAUAUUAAUUUAGUUUUGUUUUAACUGUUUUUUUUAGUUGUUGUAAAAGCAUACAAUAAGUUAUUUCAGUUUAAAUCAGUUUUUGGUUAUGAAAUACAAUGGGUAUUGAUUUUCAGUGGAAAACUUUCUUCUAUCUCAAAUGAAAAACUUAAACAGGGUUAUGUGUAAUUGGCUGCUCCAAUACAAUAAUAUGCAAUACAAUAACCAUUUUUAAGGUGCUUAGAUCUGAUUCUGCCCUGGAUUGGAAUUCUAAAUUCCAUCUCAGCCUUAUUAAUGUAGCUUGAAAGUGGGUAAGGUUAGGUGAUUAUAUCUUCAAAAUCUUUUUAUUUACACAAUUUAGUGGAAGCUGCUAGUGUUUUGUCUGGCAGGACUAAGCACAGUCUGAAAAGUGUCAACUGUCCUUACUGGGCAGUAGGUGCUGCUGUUGAGCAAUGAAUAUGACACAGUUACAUUUGUUUUUUUAAUUGCUGGGAUGGUACAACUUGCAUCCCCACUCAUACCUGUCUGUUUAGCCUUUUCCAGUCUGUUACACCCAAAUGCACAUAUUAAUAAUCAAGGUAAUGUGCCAAUUUUGACAAAUGUUGGGUUCUCAGCAAAUGUUUUUCACAAUUCUUAAAAAACAGAAAUUUGUCAGAUGUCAAAUGAAGUCCAUUUGGCCUUAAAUACAUUUAAAAUACAGAUUUGUAUUUAGAGUUAAACAGAAACCAACGUUUUCAUGCAGAAUGCCUGAUAUAUGUACUUGUUUGUCACAAGUCAAAAAAUUUGAGAAGUCUAAAAAUAAAAGCAUUCUUUAAAAUAUCAGGUGUGGAUUAAGUGAAGUAUUUAAACUGCCCUACAGUUAACAAAUAUGUUCAGUUUCUAAGUAACUACCACAUUUUGGAUUUAUUUUUAAUUUAGGUAGAACAUAACUAGUUAAAACUGCAUUUCUUGAAUGUGGUCCUUAAUGGUUAAUACAGUAUGUACCUUAUCAGGUAUACAGAUUUUGCACUGGUCCUGUCUUGGUAGUUACAGGAUUUUGUCAGCUACUUCCAAAUGUCCGUGUAGACAAGUGCAUUUAUUUAUCGAAGAAGUUGUCUUUUAUGUUUUGUCGUGUUUAUUUAUUAAAUGAGACUUUAUACAGCACUUUGA
Molecule: messenger RNA, 6248 nt
Organism: Lepisosteus oculatus (spotted gar)
Lineage: Eukaryota; Metazoa; Chordata; Actinopteri; Semionotiformes; Lepisosteidae
Gene: dmtf1
Product: cyclin D binding myb-like transcription factor 1
Biological process (GO): regulation of transcription by RNA polymerase II
Cellular component (GO): nucleus
Molecular function (GO): DNA-binding transcription factor activity, RNA polymerase II-specific; RNA polymerase II cis-regulatory region sequence-specific DNA binding
Source: RefSeq, a predicted model, not a curated record